Vanessa atalanta (red admiral) is the source of this 810-nucleotide messenger RNA. RefSeq lists its product as uncharacterized. The record is from RefSeq and is a predicted model, not a curated record. The coding region runs from base 1 to 810 and encodes 269 amino acids. The transcript is spliced from 3 exons. Lineage: Eukaryota; Metazoa; Arthropoda; Insecta; Lepidoptera; Nymphalidae.
AUGUUUAAAUUAUUAGUGAUAUUGUCGAUAGCGGCGUUCGCUAGUGGACAGUACUCGGCAUCGAAGCUCGUUAAAAACAUUUACAAUGAAUGUUUGAGUCAAUAUUCGGUGGAGUGUGUGAAACCGAGGACCCUGGAAUGGAUUUCCCAUGUAGCUAACGAUGAAGAGAUCAAGAUUACGGAUAAUCUUUCAAUCGUCAAGAAUGCGGAAAUCGAAGAUGAAGCCGUCGAUCCUAGGAUGGCGAAGGACCCCGCUUAUGCGAUCGUCGAUAAAGUGGAUCGUUUCCUUCAGACUCAUGCAGUGAGAGUGAAAGUUCCCGAAGAAAUCGCCAGCAGUGCUGCUUCAGAAUAUGUACCAAGGUCGCUCCUCACCGACCUACCAUCUGAACUGGAUAUGUCCUUGGACGGAGAAGAAGAAGUUGAGACUUUCGAAGGCAGGAAGAAGAAGAUCAAGCUCCCCAAACCUUUGAGGAUCAAGAGCAAACAUGGUUUCAUCAAGAAGGUGCUGCUUCCUUUCCUCCUCGGCCUGAAGUUCAAGGCUUCAGUUUUGGUACCUCUAGCGCUUGCUAUGAUUGCCCUUAAGACAUGGAAGGCUUUGACUCUUGGUCUCAUCUCGCUGGUUUUGUCUGGUGCUAUGGUUAUCUUCAAAUUCACCAAACCAAAGGUUGUGAACUACGAAGUGAUUCACUACCCACAACACCACGUAGAGCACCAUGUGGACCAUCACGCUCCCGCCUGGGAUGCCCACGGCCCCUACCAAGCGCGAUCAUACGAAGACGCACACGAAAUCGCCUAUUCUGGACAAAUAUAA